Molecule: messenger RNA, 575 nt
Organism: Myripristis murdjan (pinecone soldierfish)
Lineage: Eukaryota; Metazoa; Chordata; Actinopteri; Holocentriformes; Holocentridae
Product: leukocyte elastase inhibitor-like
Exons: 4
Coding region: 1-558 (185 amino acids)
Biological process (GO): negative regulation of endopeptidase activity
Molecular function (GO): serine-type endopeptidase inhibitor activity
Source: RefSeq, a predicted model, not a curated record
AUGUUAAGGCUGUUUCUGCAUCAUUCUACAUUCAGUGUAACAGUUAAAACUCACUGUGUUGGACAGAUCCUGGAGCUGCCUUACAAAGGGAAGGACCUCAGCAUGCUCAUCUUCCUGCCCUAUGAGAUGGAGGACGACACAACUGGUCUGGAGAAGCUGGAGAAGGAGCUGACCUACGAGAAGUUUGUGGAGUGGACACAACCACACAAGAUGUACACAGAGGAGGUUGACGUGGGCCUGCCCCGAUUCAAGAUGGAGGAGUCGUACAACCUGAAAGACAACCUCACCCGCAUGGGGAUGGUCGACGCCUUUGAUGUUAGAAUGAGCGACUUCUCUGGCAUGUCUCCGGCCAACGACCUGGUGCUGUCCCAGGUGGUGCACAAGGCUUUUGUGGAGGUCAACGAAGAGGGAACCAAGGCUGCCGCCGCCACUACUUCCAACAUAAUGUUGUGCUGCGGCAUUCCCACAUUCAUCGCAGACCACCCCUUCCUCUUCUUCAUCCGACACAAACCCAGCAUGAGUGUCCUGUUUGCUGGCCGAUUCUGCUCGCCUGCCUGAGCACUGCAGUGCUUUCU